Rhopalosiphum maidis (corn leaf aphid) is the source of this 737-nucleotide messenger RNA. It is a transcript of the gene galla-2, whose product is annotated as MIP18 family protein galla-2. Gene Ontology annotation, cellular component: cytosolic [4Fe-4S] assembly targeting complex. The record is from RefSeq and is a predicted model, not a curated record. Gene Ontology annotation, biological process: iron-sulfur cluster assembly. Bases 172 to 633 code for a protein of 153 amino acids. The transcript has 4 exons. Lineage: Eukaryota; Metazoa; Arthropoda; Insecta; Hemiptera; Aphididae.
AUUUAGGUAUAUUAUGAUCGUAUACGACGAUUAAAUCGUGGUUAUCACAGUACAAUUACUUAUCAAUACUCGUGAUAAUAAACGUAAAUAUGUAUUACAAAUUUACAAUUAAAAAGAAAUAAGCUAUUAAAACAUUAACUAUAUCGAGUUUGACGCUUUAUUGAAAUUGAAAUGGGUUUAGACAACGAAAACCCAACUUUAUUUGAAAAAAGCGAAGAGAGGAAAGUUAGUGAAAAAGAUUUAGAUGACAACGAAGCGGAAGAGUUUGAUUCAAGGGAAAUAUUUGAUUUAAUUAGAGGAAUAACAGAUCCUGAACAUCCACUGUCUCUUGAAGAAUUAAGAGUUGUUGAUCAAAGUUUAAUUGAGGUUGAAGAUAGUAGCAAUACAGUAAAAGUAUUAUUUACACCAACUAUCCCUCACUGCAGUAUGGCUACAUUAAUUGGAUUAUCUAUUAAAGUUCGACUCUUAUGGUGUCUACCACCGCGUUUUAAAAUAUCUGUUACUAUAACACCUGGUACUCAUGCAUCCGAACAUGCCAUCAAUAAACAAUUAGAUGACAAAGAAAGAGUGGCUGCAGCUUUGGAGAAUACACAUCUAUCAACAGUCUUAAAUAAAUGUAUAGCUACUGCAUAAAUCAUCAUUGUUUUAGUCUUAAAAUUGUUCUUUAAUCUAAAAGAUAAAACAUGUAUAUAUAUACAUAAAUAUAGUUUUUAAUAAACCAUAUAUAUAUAUUAUUA